Hordeum vulgare subsp. vulgare (domesticated barley) is the source of this 1734-nucleotide messenger RNA. RefSeq lists its product as uncharacterized. The transcript is spliced from 2 exons. Gene Ontology annotation, molecular function: zinc ion binding. The coding region runs from base 998 to 1633 and encodes 211 amino acids. NCBI's taxonomy places the organism in Eukaryota, Viridiplantae, Streptophyta, Magnoliopsida, Poales, Poaceae. The record is from RefSeq and is a predicted model, not a curated record.
GGACUAUCCGUGUGUGUACGCCUACGGCCUACAGGAUACAGGAGCUAUCCCUCUAGUAAUACUUUCCACAGGACAGAGGGAGAGAGGGCGCGCGUAUGUAUGCCGUGUCCUCGUGAAGAUAAGAGAGAACCAGAGAAGGGGGGAGGGGCCGGCCGAGUGCUGCAUGCUCGGCCAGCCUGAGCUUGUGGUGAAGCCUGAAGAAGUGAAGUGGCUGCGGGUGGGGUCUGUGGCUGAAAAAUUCCUCUGCGCGGUCGACCACGGGAUCUCAUCUUUCGAUCGCUCGCUGCGCCCAUUGGGGGAUCGAGACUUCUUGUGGGGGCACCACACCGGGCACGCAGGCUGGCAGCUUUCACUGACGCGCCCGCCCGGCUCCCUCCUUCCUUCUUCUCCCUCCUGCUCUGCCGCUGCCGUCGUUUGCAGCUCUGCUCCCGCGUUAAAAGCAGGCAGCCACAGCCUACGCCGCAGUCUACCAUGGCUGCUGGCUGGCUGGCUGGGGGGCUGGAUCCAUGGAUCCGCGGCGCAGGGUUUGAUUGCUUCUUCUUAUGGGGGCGACGCGAUCGAUGGCUUUUCCCUGCACCUGCGGGCGGUGCGAUAUGAUACGCUGGGUCUUUUUCUUUCCUUUCCUGCUGCUGCGGCCAGGGCCUAGGGCUAGGCCUCCAUCGAUGGCGCUAGCAUCUAGCCUAAUUACUCCGCUGCUCGUAGCAAGCCUGCGUUGUGUACGAGCGAGCACACAAGGGCACAAGGUCAGCAUAAUGCGGAUCUGGCGCGAUCACGUGAUACAGGAAUCCUGAACUCGUAGACACAAAGUCUAAAAUAAACCUGAACGUGUAGUCCUUCAAAUUGGCACUCUCAACUUACUAAUCCUGGUCUAAGACAAACUCUCAAAACCUUUUAGUGAAAAAAAGCUGACAUGAGAGUAGUCAACCGGGAUUGACCUGACUUGUGGGCCAGCGAGUGGUUUAUCCUUGACUUAACUAGUGUGUUCGUGUUCGUUUGAAUGAUUGGAGAUUUUGGGCGCAGAGAAACUAAGGUUAGCGACGGAAGGGGCGACGGGGCACAGAGUACGGCGGAGGCAGGGAGACGGGGCGCAAAGCACGGCGGCGAUGGCGCGAUGUCGUGGCCUUCCGGGGCUUCUUCCGCCCCCGGUUUCCAUCGCGCGAGUGGAAGGAGGGGCACGGAUUCAAGGUCUCCUGUCGCUUACAGGAAGAACCCAAUGACGUACGAGCCGUUGAAGGUGUGUCACUGCAGACAGCCGCGGAAGGCACCGAGAUGGAUCUCGUGGAGCCGUCAAAAUCUCGGCAGGAGGUACUACUCCUGCGUAGAUGCAAUGCAUGGUGGAUGUGGUAAUGUGGAAUGGCAUGAUGAUCCUUUGCCCAAGUAUUAUGGUGACCUGAUUGGAGAUUUGAGAGACGAGGUGUGGAGGCCAAAGGGUCAAAGAUUUGUGGCUCGUACUGAAGAUGAGUGUCUAAAUGUGCCUAUACCUGGACAUGAAGCAUCAAUGGUUAUGGCUCUUCAGCUUCGGUUAAAGGAAAGGAAUGCAGAACUUGAAGUAAUGAACGGGAAAUAUAUGAAUGUGGUGAUGGUUUUCAUUGUCUUUGUGGUAGGUGUAGUUGUUGGGAAAAUGCUAGUGUAGUGAAUGUCAGUUUGGCAAGUGAAUGUUAGUUUGGCAAGUGAAGUUAGUAUGUACUGUAAAGAAAAUCAAGCUUAAUAAUUCUGUCAUUUUGACUUACGAAA